This is a messenger RNA of Phacochoerus africanus (Common warthog), 2163 nucleotides long. It is a transcript of the gene CERS5, whose product is annotated as ceramide synthase 5. The record is from RefSeq and is a predicted model, not a curated record. Bases 115 to 1260 code for a protein of 381 amino acids. Gene Ontology annotation, biological process: ceramide biosynthetic process. Gene Ontology annotation, molecular function: DNA binding; sphingosine N-acyltransferase activity. The transcript is spliced from 11 exons. Lineage: Eukaryota; Metazoa; Chordata; Mammalia; Artiodactyla; Suidae. Gene Ontology annotation, cellular component: membrane.
GCCGGAAGGGGGUGGCCGCCGGCCCGGCCCCGCCCCGGGCCGCCUCCUCGCGGGUUCCGUUGGCUGGGGCGGCAGCUGAGCCUGUGGCGGCAGUGGCCGCGGGGUGGGCGUAAGAUGGCGACAGCAGCGGCGGGAGCCCUGGGCCUGCUGUGGGGCUGGCUUUGGAGUGAGCGCUUCUGGCUGCCCCAGAACGUGAGCUGGGCCGACCUAGAGGGGCCGGGCAACGGCUACGGCUACCCGCGGGCCCGGCACAUUCUCUCCGUGUUCCCACUGGCGGCGGGCGUGUUCUCCGUGAGGCUGCUCUUCGAGCGGUUUAUUGCCAAACCCAGUGCCCUUCACAUUGGCAUCCAGGACAGUUGUCCUUAUCAGGUCCAACCUAAUGCCAUCCUUGAAAAGGUGUUCGUAUCUAUUACCAAGUAUCCUGAUGAGAAAAGGCUGGAGGGCCUGUCAAAGCAACUGGACUGGGAUGUCCGAAAAAUCCAAUGCUGGUUUCGCCAUCGGAGGAAUCAGGACAAGCCCCCAACGCUCACUAAGUUCUGUGAAAGCAUGUGGAGAUUCACUUUUUAUUUAUGUAUAUUCUGCUACGGAAUUAGAUUUCUCUGGUCGUCACCUUGGUUCUGGGACACCCGACAAUGCUGGCACAGUUACCCUUAUCAGCCUCUCACAAGUGGGCUUUAUUACUAUUAUAUCAUGGAAUUGGCUUUCUAUUGGUCUCUUAUGUUUUCUCAGUUUACAGACAUUAAAAGAAAGGACUUCCUAAUCAUGUUCGUGCAUCACUUGGCCACCAUUGCGCUCAUUACCUUCUCCUACAUCAACAACAUGGUUCGAGUGGGAACCCUGGUCAUGUGUCUCCAUGAUGCCUCAGACUUUUUGUUGGAGGCAGCCAAACUGGCCAAUUAUGCCAAGUAUCAGCGUCUCUGUGACACCCUCUUUGUGAUCUUCAGUGCUGUUUUUGUGGUGACCCGUCUAGGAAUCUAUCCAUUCUGGAUUCUGAACACGACCCUCUUUGAGAGUUGGGAGAUGAUUGGGCCCUACCCCUCCUGGUGGCUCUUCAAUGGCCUUCUCCUGAUCCUACAGGUUCUGCAUGUCAUCUGGUCCUACCUGAUUGCACGAAUUGCUUUCAAAGCCUUGAUCCGAGGAAAGGUGACCUGUCCAGGAAGGAUUAGACCCAGACUCUGUACUCUCCACCCUUUUCUCACCUCCUUCCUUUUCUCUAUGCCUGGCGGGAGCUGGACAGUUUCAUCUCUUGCAUGUAUCUAAGGAUGAUCGCAGUGAUGUGGAGAGCAGCUCAGAGGAAGAAGAUGUGACCACCAGCACAAAAAGCUCCUGUGGCAGCAGCUCCAGCAAUGGUGCCAAUCGGGUGAAUGGUCACAUGGGAGGCAGCUACUGGGCUGAAGAGUAAGGUGGCUGGUGUGGGGACUUAAGCACAGAUGGACUUGUAGGGCCACUGGCAACCUACUCUUCUCCAGCCUCCCCACAUCCGCACUCUUGUGACGAGGGGGUGUGCAGGGCAUUGAGGAGAAUCAAAGAAACAAAUAUUUUCACUUUUUUAAGAAAACUCUACCAUUGUGUAUUUAAUAGUCUCGAGUUUCUUUCAGUAAUGUUAUUUGAUUUGCUUUGUGUGCGUGCGUGCGUGUGUGUGCAUAUGUGCAUGUGCAUUUGUGCAUAUGCCUGACUUUCAUUGCCUGGGUGGGGCACACAGUUCUGAACUGGGGGCAGUAGGCCUUGCUGGUCCUCUUUGAAUCCACCUCAAUCCCAGAUUCGACUGCACCUUGAAUUAUGCUGGCUCCGGAAUGUCCCCUCCCUUGUUGUUGCCCAAGGCUCUUGAGACUCUGGCCCUCUGAACGGAGAAGCCAAGUUCAGCUCCAGGUUUCUGCACUGUUCCUUGUUCAGAGCUGACAUAUUUCACAUGAAGUUGUGUAGAAACAGACGAACCUGCAUGGAUAGUCAGGAUUGCUGUGGCCCCUAGCUAGGCUCCCUUCCUACAACCUGGUGGUGACAGGGACAGCUGCCGGUACCCUGCCCUUUGUUCAAUGGUACGCAGGGAGUGGGGGGUGGGAGGAGAGGCUGAGCUGAGGGCUGGAGGACAACAGCCACUGGGUGUGCUGUUAACGGUUUAUACUAUUGUUUACCUUCCUGUGAUUAAAAGUGCUUCAACCCUCA